This is a messenger RNA of Linum trigynum, 762 nucleotides long. NCBI's taxonomy places the organism in Eukaryota, Viridiplantae, Streptophyta, Magnoliopsida, Malpighiales, Linaceae. The record is from the annotation of a GenBank genome assembly.
AUGCAAGCCUUCCCGGAGACAACUAAUCACCACCUGCAUCGUUUAAGAUCAGACCAUAGACCAAUCUUGGUGGAUGUCAAAUCAGGGUGCCCGUUGCCAAAUCAGGUACGUCCUUUUCGCUUUCUUGCUCCUUGGAUUUCCCAUGAUGACUUCCCAAAUGUGCUUGAUCGAGGCUGGAGGCCGCAAGAGGGGUAUCUUGUGUCUAUGCAGGGGCUAACCGAGAAGCUGAAAGUUUGGAACAAAGAGGUCUUUGGCAACAUCUUCCAGAGAAAGAAGGAACUACGGUCUCGCCUUUCUAAGCUAGAGAUGAUUAAUUACCAGCAACCUUCGGAUAUAACUAUUCAGGAGGAAAACGAAGUCCGCAAUCUGAUGGAAGAGACUUUGUGGGAAGAGGAGGUCCUUUGGAUUCAGAAGUCAAGAACAAAGCGGACUGUUUUUGGGGACCAAAAUUAUCGCUAUUUUCACCUCUCCACACUAUCCAGACGUCAAAAGAAUAGGAUUAAAUGUCUCAAAGAUGCAGCGGGGCAGUGGAUUUCAGAUCCUACUCAGUUACAAACUCUUGCACGCGGCUUCUAUGUGGACCUCUACACGGAGGAAAUGCAUGACCAUGAUUGCAUUAAGGGAGACUUUCCGGAGCUAGAGCUACAAGAGAUGGAGAUGCUGAUUAAGGAGUUGACAGAGGAGGAGUUGAUGCGAGCAGUGAAAGACAUGGCAGGGCUGAAGUCCCCGGGAAAGAACGGCUAUCAUGCAGUGUUCUUCUAG